Megalopta genalis is the source of this 2708-nucleotide messenger RNA. Its product is annotated as tubulin monoglutamylase TTLL4. Gene Ontology annotation, biological process: protein polyglutamylation; microtubule cytoskeleton organization. Gene Ontology annotation, molecular function: tubulin-glutamic acid ligase activity; tubulin binding. Lineage: Eukaryota; Metazoa; Arthropoda; Insecta; Hymenoptera; Halictidae. Gene Ontology annotation, cellular component: ciliary basal body. The record is from RefSeq and is a predicted model, not a curated record.
UCUCUCCCUCGAGCCGGCUCGUAUUUUCGGGAGACGAACGAGACACCUUGUAUGCGGUUCGAUUAGGCGUGUUCGAUAACAGGCCUCCUCCCCCGGGGCAACUUCGGUGCAGACCGGCGCGACAACCUCGAUCAUGGGCGUCGGUUAGAAAUUCCUCGAGCGAUCGCGGAACCGACGAUGACCGGGAAAUUGACCAGUAUUUCUGGACCACGAUGCCGGCUGACUUUGGCCAGCCUGCUCCGAUCGAAAGCGUUUGCCAUCGGUGCGCCUCUACCUCCACCUUCGGCGGGAUGAUCGACCUGGACCUGGACGAGGAAUGGCUUCUCUACGCGGAGCUCACGGAGAGGGCGUUCCUCGCCGCGAACAACGCCGCGCUGAUCGACAAUGCGAAACCGACCAGCUCGAAGCCCAGGUCCGGUUCGAACAGGAUCGGUUCUGGCAGAACGGCCAAGAACAAGACCGACCGUCGGGCCCCGAUCCAGCCGAAGAUCCGCGACGAGGUCCUCUUCGACGAAGGGGCUGACGGCGAUCGGAAGCUAGAGGCUCCGCUGCCCAUGAGGCACAGCCUCUUCCCACACGUGCCGCCGUACAUCCUCUUCCAGAGCCACGAGAACCGCGCCAAGAAGCUGUCCAAAGACCUCAAUCAUCUUCUGCAAUGGAAGAGCACGAACACCAUGCCCAGGAUCCUCGUCAAGAUCAUCCUGAACUCUGGUUAUCGCAUCGUCAACCAGUACAGCGACUGGUCCGCCGUUUGGUACCCCUCGUUCAGGGACAUCUCCAAGUAUCAACGUUUGAAGAACUAUCAAAAGGUGAACAGCAUCCCAGGCUCGUACAAUCUCGGGAACAAGGACCUGCUCUGGACGAACCUGAGCAAAAUGAUGAAGAAGUUCGGCCAGAAAGAGUACAGCUUCAUGCCGCGCACCUAUAUCCUGCCGCGGGAGAUCCACAAGUUCGAAUACGUGUGGCAGAAGUACCGUGUCGGCGGCACGUGGAUCGUGAAGCCGCCGACCUCGGGUCGCGGCCAGGGUAUUAAAGUGAUCAAUCAGUGGUGGGAGAUUCCGAAGUGGCACUCGAUGAUCGUGCAGCGUUACAUCUCGAGGCCGAGGCUCAUCAACGGCUCCAAAUUCGAUCUGCGGCUCUACGUUCUCGUGACGAGCAUCAAUCCGACGAGGAUCUACAUCUACAAGGAGGGCCUGGUCCGGUUCGCCUCGGUCAGGUACAUACGCGGCGUGAAUCUAAGCGACAAGUGCAUGCACCUGACAAACACCAGCGUGAACAAGCUGAACCCCGGCUACGUGAUGAACGACGGCCUGAACGCGCUGCGAGCCCACAAAUGGUCGUUCGGCAAUUUGUGGGGCCAUUUGGCAGAGGAAGGCGUGGACGCGACCGAGCUGUGGCGCAAGAUCAAGGACAUCGUGGUGAAGACCCUGAUAGCCGCUGAGUCGAGCAUGAACGCCGCCAUUUCGGAGUGCCUAACCUCCAGAUACUCCUGCUACGAGCUCUACGGUUUCGACGUGCUGCUCGACGAGAAUUUCAAGCCGUGGCUGCUCGAAGUCAACAUUCUGCCGUCCUUGCACACGGACUCCCCGCUCGACACCAUCAUCAAGGGUCCUCUGGUCAGGAACGUGUUGAACAUGGCGGGCUACCAGAUCCCGAAGACCGCGCAGACAACAUCGGCGAAGGCCAAGUGCAAGAAUUACGAUUCGAUCGGGCACGACUCGAAGCUCUACAGCAUGUCGCUGAGCCUCACGGAGAAGACGAAGCAGAACGAGAUCAACGCGGUGCAGAAACGCGAGGACUAUCUCGAUCAAAUCCUGGAGACGUUGACCAGAGACGACAUCAGACAGCUGAUUCGGUACGAGGACGAGCUGGCCCAGAUCGGGAACUUCGAGAAGAUCUUCCCCGCGCAGUCCACCUAUCCGUAUCUGAGAUUCUUCGAGGUGGAGAGGUACUACGACCGUCUCCUGGACGCCUGGGAGCAUCGUUAUUGCCAACGAAGAGAGGAAGGGAUCGAGAGACUGAGAAAGUACUGCGAGCAGAUGCGACACUUGGACGCCAUCGUCGAUUAGGAUCAACGGGACCGAGGACUCGAGGAUGACGUCGCCGCCAGCGAUCUCGAUCGAUCGAGGAUAUUCGGGUUUUUCGUGAGAAUAGAAACGAUCGCCGAAGGACGCUCGGAGAUAAUUGGCAAAAUUAUAGCGCGACGCUAUCGGACAAAUAUCGUUGGUAAUUAAGACACCGGGGAGACAAGGACACGCCGCCGAAACGAUUCCGUUCCGCGUUCGCCGUGAAUGGAAUCCCAGAAAUCCGGACGAAACCUUACGCCUGUUAAUCUACCUUAGCGUUGCGCAACACCGUAACCGCGAGACGUAAGGCGUUUUGAAGCUAUAUCGGUCACACUGACGUCGUUCGAGCGUCGUCUGUUACCUCGAUCUCCACGACAGACUUCCUUUAACCCGAUUUCCCGUGCAGUUUCGCACGCAGCGGAACAAACAGCUCGCAGACCGACGGGUUUCUUCGCCCGGUCAACUCUGCCAUCGAUCUGUUUUUCACAGUUGCGCGAUCCGCCGACUAAAUCGACCGCUGCCUUUUCCAUUAAGCUCCGGUAAAUCUGAAGUCCUACCCGAGAACAAUAUUCCCUCGGAAGUACAUACAUGUCUCUCUAAUUGACGCUCGGAUUGUCCUCAAAAAUGGACAGUUUUGAAAGA